AACACAAAAAUAAACAAAGAAAUAAAUAGCGAUCAGUCACCUACCCACAUUUGGACCUCGUGCCGUGCGUGUCUAGAUAGAAGGACAAGUACACAAGACAGGAGGAGCAAGCAUUAUUCACAAUUUUUUGAGAGAGAAUUCAGCAUUUGAGAAGCUCAAACACUUUUAUUCUUUCCAAAGGGGUGCCCUGAGAUCACAAGAGGAUACAAACUAUGGCCAAGGGAGUUGCAGUUUUGAGCAGCAGCGAGGGUGUUAAGGGGACUAUCUUCUUCACCCAGGAAGGACAAGGUGAGACCACUGUGAGUGGAACAGUUUCUGGACUUAAGCCUGGUCUCCAUGGUUUCCAUGUCCAUGCUCUCGGUGACACCACUAACGGUUGCAUGUCUACCGGUCCACAUUUUAACCCUGAUGGUAAACAACACGGUGCCCCCGAGGAUGCUAAUCGACAUGCUGGCGAUCUGGGAAACAUCGUUGUUGGAGAUGAUGGAACUGCCACCUUCUCAAUCACUGAUUGCCAGAUUCCUCUUACUGGACCAAACUCUAUUAUUGGAAGGGCUGUAGUUGUCCACGCAGACCCUGACGACCUCGGAAAGGGAGGCCACGAACUCAGCUUGGCAACUGGAAACGCAGGCGGCCGUGUUGCUUGCGGUAUCAUUGGUCUUCAGGGCUAAAUUGUUCCUUCUCCGAAGAAGAGAUGGAUGUAAUAAGGAGGUCCUUCCUCUAGACCUGGCUAGUUUGUGUGUAUCUUUUGGUGUGUGGCUAUGUCUGAGCAUAGUGGCACCAUGCAUUUAAGUUAAGACAAAAAAGAAACACAGAAAAUUUCCGAUCUUUUAUCAUUUCAUGAAUAAAACAAAAAGAGUUGGUUAACGAUAAUAAGUUCUUAAAUACGACAUGCCUGGUCUCGAUGGA
Messenger RNA from Eutrema salsugineum, 909 nucleotides. RefSeq names its product superoxide dismutase [Cu-Zn] 1. The record is from RefSeq and is a predicted model, not a curated record. Lineage: Eukaryota; Viridiplantae; Streptophyta; Magnoliopsida; Brassicales; Brassicaceae. Gene Ontology annotation, biological process: removal of superoxide radicals. Gene Ontology annotation, molecular function: superoxide dismutase activity; copper ion binding. The transcript has 8 exons. Bases 213 to 671 code for a protein of 152 amino acids.